Messenger RNA from Uloborus diversus, 2638 nucleotides. RefSeq lists its product as uncharacterized. The record is from RefSeq and is a predicted model, not a curated record. NCBI's taxonomy places the organism in Eukaryota, Metazoa, Arthropoda, Arachnida, Araneae, Uloboridae. The transcript has 10 exons. The coding region runs from base 1 to 2538 and encodes 845 amino acids. Gene Ontology annotation, cellular component: SAGA-type complex.
AUGAAGAGAACUUCGAUUCAGGAAAUGCUUAAUAAAGCAAACUUUAAUUUUACGAACUUUAAAAAGAAUACAAAUAGAAAACUGUUAGAUGGUUUAAUGGCACCUAGUCAAUUGGACCUUCCACUUUCUGAGCUAUUCAACCAUCGUAGUAAAACUGAAAAUAAACUUUGUGUAAAUAAAAAUAGUUUGAAUGUAGAUGGUUCAAAUGAAAAUAAGGAUAAAGAAUCCACUGAAAAUACUUUUUUAAAGUCAGUUUAUUUAAAACAUUGUGAAGAAGAUGAUAACGAAAAUUCUUAUAUGUUUUUGUGUUCAAAACUUAUGGAAUCUUCGAGUCAGGAUGAGGAAAGCGAUGUUCCUACUUCACAAGGCAAUUUUAUUGGAGAUAAAAAAAUAAACUCUUCAUGUAAAGAUGAGGAUAGUGAUGAUUCUAUUUCAUCAGGUGAAUUUUAUGGAGGUGAGGAAGAAUGGGAAACAAGUUCAAGUGAAGCUGAAGUUGAGUUAAGAGAGCAUGUGAACAGGCUAAAAAUUAUCCUGGGCCACCGAACUAAGAAGUACUUCACUGUGCUGGCAUGUUAUCUUUUUGGUUAUCUCUCUCGAGAAGAACUAGAAGCGGAAAUGCUGAAGUUUCUUACCAAAGCUGAAGUGAUGGCUCACACAAACCUCUUCCGUACAUUCCUGAUUAAAUAUUCAAAAUUCAUUGAACCAAGACCUAAUAAAACGAAAGGUAGAUUUCAUGAACCUAUUACUCCAUGGUAUGAAGAGGAUUUUUGGGAUUGGCAAGCUGAAGCCCCUCCUGAGAAUGAUCAGACAGCUAAAAAAGGUCCUCAGGUAUAUUCGGAUAUUUCUGAUGCAGAGGAGGAUAUGACGACCAACCCUGCAGCGGAACCAGCUCAAGCUGAAUCUGAUCAUGUACAGCCAAAUCAGAUGCCAGAUGAUUUCAACACAAACUAUAAUCCUAAUCUUGGCAACAGAUUUUGGGAAAGAUCUGAAAAUAUUUCAUAUCCUUUAGGAAAUAAUUGGCAAGAUUCUGCUAGUACAUCUUAUUCAUAUGUUUCUAGAUGUCAUCAGGAAUUUUCUAUAUUGAAUAAUGAAACUCCGGUUAACGUUGUAAAUUCGUUUCAAAAUGAAUUGAAUGAAGCAUAUUGUCAGUUCAAUGCUUCUCAUCUUUUUGCAGCUAAUCAAGUUCAGUUCCAAACAAAUGCCGAUGUGGGCUCAUCAAACAUGAGUAGUAUUUUUAAUCUGGAGUCUGUGCCUUCUAAUCCUGAUGGAAACUCUAAUGUCCAGAUAAUGCAACCUUUUGAAAUGAUCUAUGCUGAGCAGUUUGUUAAAGCUGAUGGUCAGGAAAUGAGUGCAUCUAACUCUUUACAUUUUCAACAAGUUCAAGUGUCUGCUCUUCCUGAUAAUCAAACUGCCAUAACUUUUAUCAGCCAGGAAACUAACUAUGUAAUUCGUUCGUGUCCUGUUGAUAUUGGUAAUGUUGAGAGGGAUGUAGAUGCCAUGAUGACUGAAGAGAAUGCCUCUAGUUUUCAAUCCAGUGUUCCUAUGUCAUUUGAUAAUGAAUUUAGUUUUGUAAGUAAUCCUUCAGAAAAUUUGUCUGCCAACUCCUGUGCAAUAUCUGAAUCUGAAUUUUCUUUUAAUUAUAAUGCCCAGUCUUCAAAACUAUCGGAUGAAACAUUCAACCACGAAUAUUUUUUUCCUUUUAAUCAAUUUCAACCACCUCAUGUUCCUGAAGAUUGUUCCACUGCUUUUAAUCAUUUGAGUGAAAUUCAUGCAGAACUCCCAUCUUGUGAACACGUAGAUUAUACAUUUGAUGAAAGUAAUCGGCAAGAUUCUCCAAACUCUGAACUAGAUUCCCCAGGCAGAGAUGUAUCUGAUCAUGAAGUUCCUAAAGUUGUUACUGUGAUAAAUUCUUGUGAUCCUUAUGAAGGAGAGCUUCCCAAUAAUGUUGAAGAAACUAGUAAUUUUACCGACUGUUGCUUGUCAAACCAAUUUAAUACUGUUUCUUGCUCAUUUAAUGAGUUAAAGGAUUCAGAUUUUAGUCAAACUAAAGUGCAGAAAAAAGAUGAUACUGCUAACUUGUGCAUUGAAAAUCCUGAUAUGCAAAACAGUGAAACUGAAUCAAAUAGUGCUGGUGAUAAUGAUUCUUUAGAAGAUUCAGAUAUCAAUGCCAUUCCAUUCUAUGUUGCACUUGGAGUGCCCUCGGCAUCCGAAAUUUGCUUAGAAGUUUUAGAGGAUGAUUAUCAUAAGAAAGGCAUUGAUGAGAUGGUUUUGGAAGGCAUAAAUCAGGCAACAGAGCUUUAUAUACAUGAACUUUUACGAGAUAUGGUGCUUGAGAAACGUGAUGAAUUAUGGGAAAAGCAGAGAAGCCAAACUUUUAGUGAAACAGAACCUGCUCGUCAUUCAAGUAUUGAUGCCUUAACAGAUGAUUUGUUUGAUGUCCUUCAGGAAAAUCCUGAUCUUGUGCCUAUGGAUACUUUACGAGACUUGGUUGUUGAUUUUAUGUUUGAAAAAGUGAAUAACCUUCUUGUUGGUCUUUAAAAUUUUUAAAAGCUUUAAUCUUCAGUUAUACUUACUGUAUCAAUUUAUAUAUUUUGUUUAAAUAAAAACCGAGCUCUAUUUUAUAUAAAUAUGGGCCAAA